AUGAAGGAACGCAGUGCCGAGCUGCGCUUCCACCCCGUCAUGCUGGCGAUGCUGAUGGUGAUGGUUAUGAUUGGCUUCGCGCUGGGCUACCAUCAUGGCGUGAAGGCGUGGGAAAAGGAUUUUGUGAACAAAUACGAGCAAAGCCAUGGGCGCGAGCUGCAUGCUGGCUCCAUGCUUGGGGUUUGUGGCGACGAGCUUUUCCUUCUUAGCAACAAUGUCUCGUCGAAGAACCAAACCAUCCAUGCCGUACAGAACGAGAAUGCAGGAAUUGAGCAGGAAAUGAAGAAGCUUUCGCAGGAGUUCAAGUCUGUCACGGAUCUGGUGGAUAAGUGCCGGGCUGAGAUCACCAUCAUCGGCGAAGAGGGAAGCAGGAGGGAUGGGGAUCCCCACUUGGAGUUGAAGGCGAUAGAAAACGAGCUACGCGUUCUGAGGGAGCUGUUGAGCAACCUGACGGAGGGUGAGGGGAUGCACAGAGUACAUAUUCAUGGGUUACUGGGAUCCAUGCGGGAAAAGCACAAACACUUCUGCGGCAGGCUCCCAGGAUGCACGUUGCUCUCCGAUGAAUCCAUCUUGCGGCGAUGGAAAGAAGUCCUUUACAAUUCUUCCCAAAGAAGGAUGCUGAAGGAGGCAGAUCGCAUGCGGAGGAUGAAGUGGAGGUAUGACAAGCAGACCCCGCAAGAAAGGGAAUCCAUCUACUUCUCGGGGAGGGAAGAAGGGGGAAAGGUUCCCACUUAUUUUGGCCGCACUGGCAACUCCUCACUGCUGUUGGCUCAGGGUCAAAUGUCUCAGGUGGUUGUGUCCACCGCCCUGGAACGCGUGCUGCUUCUUCAGCGGUUCGCUCUCUGCGCCUACCGCACAAAUAACCCUAACAUCACUUUCCCCUCCAUCUUCCAAUGGAGCGCGAGCUCUGAAAACACCGUUGCCGAUCUGCGUGAUUUGGUAGAAACACCGCUUCUCACUUUCUGUAUGGAUUGCGCGGAGGUGGAAAUCACGAGUGACAUUGCGCAGUUGUGUUUAAAGGCUCCAGAGGGCGAAAACGGAUACGGUAAACGCGACUUUUGGGCCAUGCGAUCCAUGCUGCUUCCACACUCGGGCGUGGUCCAUGAUGCAAAGAACUUCUACACAGCACACGCACUCACAAACCGAAAAGUGUUGGCUGUUGUGGCGCAUAAUUCAGUACGUGACUGCCUUGCACAUUUCGAUGAUCCACGCGGGGACCACUUUUUGUACCUAUUGGCCAAUUUCCCGGAAGGAAGGACACGUUUUGAGAAUCAUGUGAGUAACAACACUCUACAUCAGUGCUCCCCGACGGCGGCGCAGUUGGCAAAGCGCAUCACACAAGUCUUGGAAGAGGGAAAAUUGGAUGGCGUCAAUUCAAGCUUUGACGCCGUGUACAUGAGCGUGUCCAGUGAGAUAUGGAAGGAGUUACGGGGUAUUGAGAAGAAACUUCCGUGGUGGGGAAUGGCGUUGUUCCGCCAGGGUGAAAUUGCCAGCGCCCACGAUGAGUUAGUGGAUUUGACUAUCAUUGGAAGAGCGCAUGGGAUUCUUGUGAGUCCGUUCCUCGCUCCCAGUCAGUACGUUCUGGAGAGUUUCUUGCUCUCGCAUGGGCUGCAGCCCAUGGGCCGAGUGUGGUUCUUUUAG
Molecule: messenger RNA, 1641 nt
Organism: Trypanosoma cruzi
Lineage: Eukaryota; Euglenozoa; Kinetoplastea; Trypanosomatida; Trypanosomatidae
Exons: 1
Coding region: 1-1641 (546 amino acids)
Source: RefSeq, a predicted model, not a curated record